AUGGGCAACCGUCUUUUGUUGGGGCACAUUCUGGAAUUUGCAGUAGUUGCUUCUCUUCUUCAGAAAUGUGCAGUACUCAAUCAUCUGCUGGAGACUGAGCAGGUAGGAGGAAGCGUUAUGGAUAGUAUCUUUGGAGGUGGCAGGCAUUCCACUGUCGCGAAAUCUCCUUCCCUUCCAUGGUGUCAAUUGUAUAGCUUGCUCUGCCCCCGGACCGGCUGA
This is a messenger RNA of Prunus armeniaca (apricot), 219 nucleotides long. The record is from the annotation of a GenBank genome assembly. Lineage: Eukaryota; Viridiplantae; Streptophyta; Magnoliopsida; Rosales; Rosaceae.